This is a messenger RNA of Diuraphis noxia (Russian wheat aphid), 1351 nucleotides long. RefSeq lists its product as uncharacterized. Lineage: Eukaryota; Metazoa; Arthropoda; Insecta; Hemiptera; Aphididae. The record is from RefSeq and is a predicted model, not a curated record. Gene Ontology annotation, molecular function: nucleic acid binding. Gene Ontology annotation, biological process: DNA integration.
AGCGAAGACGAGUCUGAAUUAGAUUGCCUAUUAGUGUUAGAUAAAAUAAAUGAUUAUUCCACUGAUCUAUCGAGUGAAGUGAGGAAGUUGAUAGGUGAAGCUAAGGCGGUGGCCACCAGUCUCAUCCCCACAGGUGCGGAGGCCAUUGACCUGUCAUACAUAACCAAGACAGUACCCGCAACAGGCGCCAUGACAAAUAGCGGUGCGGCGUCUACCUCCAGUACACCCUCAUUCUCGCGUCUACCGGAGAUCCCGUUACCGUCUUUCGACGGAGACUUUCGUUAUUGGCCUACAUUUCGAGAUAGGUUUUCGGCACUGGUGGACUCGCGUUCUGAUGUAUCAAAUAUCGAUAAGAUGCAUUACUUAAUCAGUUGUUUAAAAGGUGYAGCGGCCGACGCUGUUCGCGGUAUACCAGUAUCUGCGGAUAAUUAUAGUUUAGUCUGGUCCACACUGUCUGCUCGUUUUUAUCGACCACGCCUAGUGGCUACGUCUCUGGUCGAUAAGUUGUUGCAAACGUCAUAUAUGACUCAGGAAUCUCACCGAGAACUUAAUGAAUUUGUUAACUCGUUUACAGGAAAUAUGUCGUUACUAAACGCACUGAAGAUACCGGAUUUAGGGUCGUUUAUAUUAUUUUCUAUUGCGUUUCGCGCGUUGCCGGUGCCCACUCGGAAGUUGUUCGAAUCAACCACUACGUCAGAGUAUCCGUCCGUAGCCCAACUGUUAGAGUUCGUCCAGACUCGCGUAUCGGUUUUAGAACUCGCAGGUGAGCCGCGUAAAAAGUUAGGUGCCACUACGUCSACAAAUGUCGGUCAACCGGCACAUCAGUCGCGUAAGGUGGGAGAACGAUUUGUAAAGGCGGAGGGCUUCCGACCUGUUCCCACUUCAUUAGUUACGUCGGAUUCGAACAAAGGUUGUCCAUGUUGUGCGGAGCAUCAUAGUUUGACAGCUUGCGCGCGGUUCAAGUCCUGGUCUGCCGACGCGCGGGCGCGGUGGACGCAAGAUAAGCGCCUGUGUUAUAUUUGUUUUAGUAGUAGCCAUUGGGCACCAAAGUGCAAGUCGAAAAAUCGUUGCCGUGAGUGUUCGCGUAGGCACCACGUCCUGCUUCACCCUCCCGCUACAGGUGCCGUUGAAGUCGCUGAUACCCCCUCUCAUACACCUUCUCCGGAUACAUCCGUGUGUGCCGCCGCGUUACAGCCGCCGCAAUGUGAAUCGUCCGCCGUAUUAUUAGGCACAGCGUUAGUGCAUGUACGUGAUCGUUCGGGUACCUGGCAAACAAUGCGUGCGUUGGUUGAUAGUGCAUCACAGAUAAGCGCAGUGACAGGUGAUUGUGUUAGCCGUUUAGGUUUAAAAU